Messenger RNA from Fonsecaea nubica, 1266 nucleotides. RefSeq lists its product as hypothetical. NCBI's taxonomy places the organism in Eukaryota, Fungi, Ascomycota, Eurotiomycetes, Chaetothyriales, Herpotrichiellaceae. The coding region runs from base 1 to 1266 and encodes 421 amino acids. The transcript has a single exon. Gene Ontology annotation, biological process: carbohydrate metabolic process. The record is from RefSeq and is a predicted model, not a curated record.
AUGUUUCGUUUGAUAUAUGAGGGCUACGGCCCAGUCAAGGCUCUGUUGCUUCUUGGAAGCUGGAGAUCUGGAUCAAAGCCUGCCCAGAAGGUCAUCGGCCCCGACACUACUACCAUGAACGCCAAUAUGUCUCUUAUACAGGAGGGAAACUCGACCAUCAGCAUCACCCAAGCGGCCAUCAACGUCUUCCUGGCCUCGAAACAGGACGACGGUCUGAUCAGCGGCCUGGGCUACUGGCAGGUCGCAAACGGCUACACCGCCAUCGCCCUGCACGAUCUCUGGUCCAACACCCCGGUCUACGGCGACGUCUUGGACGAGCUUAUCGGCAAAGUCGAGGAGAACAACACAAAUUGUAUUAACGAUAUGAACGACGACUCGAUGUGGUGGGCCAUCUGUUCGCUGGAGCUCUUCGAUCUGACCGCAUCACCGAGUCAUCUUAGCGUCGCAGAGGCCAUCUGGGAGCACGUCAACCACUUUGUGAUCCCUGCGGGCAAAUAUGUCAUCAACGGCACCGACAUGGCCGGCGGGGUCAUCUGGUCGAGCAAGCCCAACGAAACCCAAGUCAACGCUAUCACCACCGGCCUCUACGCGGAACUGUCGGCGCGGCUGGCUUCUCAACAAGCGAACGAGACCGACAGAGAAGCGUUGCUCGCAUCUGCCAUCAACAGUUUCUCCUGGAUCUUGCGCAGCAGAUUUGAUCAAGACGAGUAUCUCGUCCUGGACCACGUCGACCUCAACACAGGCGAGAGCUACAAUUGGACGUUUACAUACAACACCGGCCAGGCGAUUGCCGCGUCUGUUGCCAUCUACAGUACCCUGAAGGCAAAGGAUUUGGACUUGAUCCAAUCGGCGACCACAGACGCAUACUUGGACCUGGCCUGCAACAUGGCAAGCCGCGCCCUGAAUCGAAGUAGUUGGGUCGACUCGAAUGGGACCUUGACAGAGCCCGGCGCGUAUCCCGGCACUGGCCCAGGCAAGAAGCCAGCAUGGCAGAACGACGACGCCAUCGGUUUCAAAGCCAUCUUGCUGCGGAGCCUCGUCAAGCUGUACAAGAUCCUUGUCCGUGACGACAGCCACCCGGAAAUGCAAACUCAGUUGGUCAAUUUUAUCCGCACGCAGUUUUGGAGUUUGCAGCUCAGGGAUACAAACGGGAAGGGACAAUACGGCCCCUGGUGGGAUGGGCCUAUGGAUUUGCCAACAAGUCACUCGCAAUUGGCGGCACUUGAUGUAAUGGCGGCGAUCCAUGCCGUAUCACAGAGUCGGUGA